Molecule: messenger RNA, 1531 nt
Organism: Ochlerotatus camptorhynchus
Lineage: Eukaryota; Metazoa; Arthropoda; Insecta; Diptera; Culicidae
Gene: beta3GalTII
Product: beta-1,3-galactosyltransferase 6
Exons: 2
Coding region: 150-1307 (385 amino acids)
Biological process (GO): glycosaminoglycan biosynthetic process
Cellular component (GO): Golgi membrane
Molecular function (GO): UDP-galactosyltransferase activity
Source: RefSeq, a predicted model, not a curated record
UCAAAACAUUGCUGCAUUUUGGUUCUUUCGGGUUUGUCACAAAAUUGUUCAUUGUAGGCAAUAAAUUUCACUUCAAAAUUGGCGUUAUACAAUCAACGAAUCGCCCAAGAAGCAACAGUGCCAGCAAGCUUCGACGGAAACCAACAAAAAUGGCUAUUGGGCGGUACCAACAUCUGUACAAACGAAACUGUGUAGGAAUGCUGCCUAUCUUUUGUUCUUUUCUGGCUGGAGUGUUUCUAACCAUACUGAUCGGUGGAACACGACAAACUUGCGAAACCACCGGAAGAUUAUACGAGCCGGAAAAUUCCUACUUUCUAAUGCUGCUGGUUGUGACUGCACCGGGUAACAUCGAACGCCGAAAUGCGAUAAGAGAGACGUAUUUGAACCUGAGACCCAGAAUGUUGAACGAAAGCUACCAGGAUGAAGUUAUUUAUGUGCCACUGCACGACGACCGGGAACAACUGCAACUGGAGACGACUCAACAGCAACGGGAACUGCUAGAGGCCUAUCAAAGGUGGCGGCAGAAAAAAAUCAAAAAUAUCAAAGUUAUCAACUUCAAAGUGAAAACGUUGUUCGCUAUUGGAACAUACGGUCUUUCUAGGAGCGAACGAAAAGUCAUCUAUGAAGAGCAGCGAGUGUACAAUGAUGUGUUGGAGUUAGAAGAUCUGCAGGAUUCGUAUGCGAAUUUGACCACUAAAAUCAUUAGAAGUAUGAGUCAUAUCGACGCGGUGUAUGACUUCAAAUAUUUAAUGAAACUGGACGACGACAGUUAUUUGAAGUUGGACCUCUUAUCGGAAGAUUUACUUAGCUACUAUGAAAAGCUCCAUAAAGUACAAAUGAUUCAUCACAAUCCAAUCGAGUUGUACUGGGGCUACUUCAAGGGUGGAUCCACAAUUCAACAGCGUGGACAGUGGAAGGAAUCCAACUACAAACUGUGCGAUCGUUAUCUUCCCUAUGCGCUGGGAGGGGGAUAUGUUUUAUCUAAAAACCUUAUCUCUUUCAUCGCUGCGUACGGUUCUUCACUAAAUGCCUACAAAAGUGAGGACAUGGCAAUGGGAACGUGGCUAGCUCCAUUCGCAACCAUUCACAGGCGUCACGAUGUCCGCUUUGAUACGGCGUGGCUACCGAGAAAGUGUCAGGAUUACCAUCUUGUUCUACACAAACGCACGGCACAACAGAUGAGGGAAAUCUACAACGGUCAGCUAUGCAGCCAUGAAGAACAACAAACGCAGGACACACAGCGGCCGAAAGAGUAUUUUUACGAUUGGAACGUUCCACCAUCACAGUGUUGUAAGAUUUUAGUUUAAAAAAAUCAUGUCCAUCGUCAGUAUUGUUUUAGCCUUGGAGUUUUAGUUUAAGAUCAUGUGAUAAGAGAAUGCCGACAUCGGCGCGACGCAUUAAUUUACACUAGUGCAGCUUAAGAUGGUAGCAAUAUGCGACACAACCCGUUUGUAAAUACUUAACAGAACAGUAAUAAUUGUAAACAUAGAGACAGCAACCGAUUUUCCGCGAGUAAUCGAGACACAUUACG